Carica papaya (papaya) is the source of this 1502-nucleotide messenger RNA. The record is from RefSeq and is a predicted model, not a curated record. NCBI's taxonomy places the organism in Eukaryota, Viridiplantae, Streptophyta, Magnoliopsida, Brassicales, Caricaceae.
ACCUAUUGUUGAGGCUGGGGGACAUAUGGUGAUUUCUGAAGGUUCAUUGAUGCAAGAAGUAUAUACUUAUCCAAGGACAAAUUUGGAAAAUACUCCUAUUUCCCAUAGCACUCGAAUUUAUAGUGGAGCUAAUAACCAUAACACUAUUCAGGAGUUUGUAAUUGAGAAAGAAUAUCAUGUAGAGCUUCUUGGCCAUAUUUUUUAUGACAAGGAAUUAAUAGUUAGAUACAAAACAGAUGUUGAUAGCAAAAGGGUUUUCUAUUCUGACUUAAAUGGGUUUCAGAUGAGCCGGAGAGAAACCUAUGAUAAGAUCCCCUUGCAAGGAAACUACUACCCCAUGCCUUCUCUUGCAUUCAUUCAAGGAUCUAAUGGCAAGAGGCUCUCUGUCCAUUCUCGACAAUCUCUAGGCGUUGCAAGCCUUAAAGAUGGAUGGUUAGAGAUUAUGCUUGAUCGUCGUUUAACGAACGAUGAUGGACGUGGCCUAGGCCAAGGAGUAAUUGAUAAUCGUCCAAUGAAUAUAAUUUUCCAUUUUCUUAUGGAAUCCAAUGUUUCUUCUACUUCUGAUCCUAUAUUAAACCCCCUUCCUCUUAGUCCCUCUCUUCUUUCUCACUGUGUUGGUGCCCAUUUAAAUUAUCCAUUACAUACAUUCAUUUCUAAAAAACCACAAGAAGUUUCCCUUCAGCCGCCUCCAAGAUCCUUUUCCCCUUUAGCUUCUCCCUUACCAUGUGACUUGCAUAUUGUGAAUUUCAAGGUUCCCCGACCAUCGAAAUAUUCUCAACAGCCAGUAGAAGAUCCUAGGUUUGUUAUAAUUUUACAAAGAAAAAAAUGGGAUUCUUCCUAUUUCCGAGAGUCCAUAUUAGGAUGCACUAGCAUUGUUAAUGAGUCUGUAAAUCUACUCUCCAUCUUCAAGGACCUUACAGUGUCGAAAAUAAGAACAACUUCUUUAAAUCUUUUACAUGAUGACAUGGAGAUGCUUGGGUAUGUUGAGCAGUCAAGAAACAUCCAGGAUGGACAGACUAUGAUUUCUCCCAUGGAAAUACAAGCAUACAAGUUGGAGUUACAACCACAUCACUAAAUGUAAAAUUAUUUAAAUUCAUUAGGAUUCAUUUGUUGUUUGUCAUAGCUUUCAUUUUUUUUCUUUUUCUUCUAAUAGAAUUAACGUUUAUGAUCAAAUUAGUCUCUCUUUUAGGAAAAGAGUUUAGGAUAUGGUGAAUUUUAAAGAAGCAUAGUUCACUCAUAGGAGGUUAAGAAUCAAGUUUGUAUCCAUACUAUUACUUUUACUUGGAAUGUAUAUACAAUUAAUUAUCAUUUCAUGCAUGUUUGAAAAUUAUUUUUCAAAAGUUGUAUGUUUUGGCCCAGUCAAUAAAUAUAUCAUUAUCAAUAGUGGCAAAGAACAUGUUCUGGGUUGAUUUUGCUGCGUAUUUGAUGGUGUAAAAUUUCUAUACAUGGAUAGCUUACUCCACCCAACUAUUACCUUAUCUAUCCUACUUACUAACCCACUU